Brassica napus (rape) is the source of this 1502-nucleotide messenger RNA. RefSeq names its product probable WRKY transcription factor 46. Gene Ontology annotation, biological process: regulation of DNA-templated transcription. NCBI's taxonomy places the organism in Eukaryota, Viridiplantae, Streptophyta, Magnoliopsida, Brassicales, Brassicaceae. The transcript is spliced from 3 exons. Gene Ontology annotation, molecular function: DNA-binding transcription factor activity; sequence-specific DNA binding. The coding region runs from base 505 to 1356 and encodes 283 amino acids. The record is from RefSeq and is a predicted model, not a curated record.
UAUAUUUUUUACUUUUUACUCUAUAUUUGAAAAUUAUUAUUCUAGAAAAAUAUAUUCGAUAAUAUAUCACAUUUAAAAAGGUAAAAUAGUAAAAUACAUUGAAAUGGUCUAAAUUAUAGAAAGAUUAUAGACCAAUAAUUUACAUCUUAUAGAUACUAAUAAAAAUUAUUUUAGCUAAAUAAACAAAUACUAUUUUCUGCAUUGUAAAAUAACUUUAGCAGUUUUAUAAAUUUGAAAAUUCUAUUAAGAGAAACAGGGUAAAAUAAUAGUAGUUAGUAGUCCUUCUCUUUUCCACCCAACUUCUUAUAGUCUAAGCUUAAAACAAAAGGAGAAAUAAUAAUAAUAAAAUAAAACUUAUCGAAUAAGCACAAUGGUUGGAUUCGUCUCAUCAUUAUAAAUACUAAAACACACAUUUGCACAACACACGAAACUCACAUUUCAAUCAAACUCUCUCAAAAAGAAACAAAACACACAGAGAAUUCUAAAAAAAGGUUCUGAAUUUAAAUGGCUAUGGAAGAGAAACUCGUGAUCAACGAAUUGGAACAAGGGAGAGAGCUUGCCAAACGAUUGAUAAGCAAUCUCAAACACACUUCUUCUGUUGAAUCUAGCAAGAUCAUGAUCUCUGAAAUCCUCCGCAUUUACCAGAAUGCAAUUCUCAUGUUGAGCUUCAAGGAAGACGACAAGAACAUCCUUAAGAGAAGCCGCGAGAUCGAAGAGAAGGAUUCUAAAACCUUGUCUAAGAAGAGAAAAUUAUCGGACAAGAAGACAGAGGAAGUUAGGGUUUUUGUCGGAACAGGUUCGAUUGAUGAUGGUUAUUGCUGGAGAAAAUACGGGCAAAAAGAGAUUCAUGGAUCCUCAAACCCUAGAGGAUACUUCAGAUGCACGCAUCGAUUCACGCAGAAGUGUCCAGCACAAAAGCAAGUCCAGAGAUCCGACAAAGAUCCUUCGAUUUUUGAAGUGAAGUAUGUCGGGAACCACACUUGUAACAACAACAGUACUUCCCCAAAGACGACAGCCACGAGCUUUUCGAUGUUUGGAGAAGGAAACAGAGUUGGUUUGACAGAGCAAACCGAAGACAUUAAUAAACCGACGAAAACCGAGGAAGUGGUGAUAAGUCUUGAAGAUCUUGAGUACAAGAAGGACAUUUUCAAGACGUAUUCUUUCUCCAACGAUGAGAUUGAGAACGUUGGUGGAUGGAAAAGCAACAUUUUCCAGGAAAAUCUGUCUCCUGCAACGACAUCAGGGUCUGGGAUGACCAGCGAGAUUGCUACAGCUGUUGAAGAUUGGGGAACUGUAGAUUCGUAUUUCUCUUCGUUGGACAAUAUUAUCGAUUUGGGACAGGACUUGUGGUCGUGACAUUUGAAUCGGUGGAUGUAAUGUUGUCGUGGUAGUAAUUAUAGAUGGUGGGUGUAAGGUUUAUAUUUAGGGAUGUCAGUUGGGCUGUCCAUGUCCAAAGGGCAUGUCCAAAUGGACAAAAUAGUUUAUUGGACAUUUUUUUUUUU